CUUUUUUAAUAUUCACUUCAUUUAUUUUAAAAUGUAACCCAUUUUUAUCCUUAAAAUUUCAAAAUUCUCUAGUGUGUACAUUUUUAACUAUUUUUCAUCCAUUCUUCCCCUCGAUCUUUAUAGAUAUGUACGGAGGACUAAAUCAAGACUCAUUUGGAGCUGGCUGGGCCCCUACCGAACUUGAUCAUCUUGAACAUUCUGACGGCGGAUUCUUUGAGGACGAUUUAUCCAAUUUAAUAACGGAAGAUGACAUUAAUAAACAAAACACCGAAGUCAAUCUUAGGAAAACUUUCAUGCCUUUAAAAAUCAACAUGAUAUAUUCAUCUUGGAAAACGGGUGGAGUCUCAAUUAACGUAUUUGGGUACCAUUUGGACAUAAUCAAGUUGGUUGGCUAUGUUAAAGAUGCCAAGGAGACUGAGCAGGACACUUCUUUCGUGAUCGACGAUGGGACUGGCACUAUAGAGUGCAUUCACCUAUCGCCUGGCGAUAUCAGUGAUUGGAAGCGUAGCUACAUCAGCGAAUUGACACGAACCAAAUCUCCUGUCAAGAUUUAUGGUGGGUUUAACCCUCUCUACAGCAGUAGCAGUCCAACCAUAAUUAUAUACUCAAUAAAAGAAGUUACCUCACCUGAAGAAAUAAAACUGCAUAAUUUAGACGUUAUAUACUCUGUUUUAUUGAUUGACGGAAAACGGAAUCCAAAUCUGAUGGACACAAUAGGCGAAAUGGAUACAAUCUUGAAAGAAUUUGAUAUUUCAAUUCCGAAAGAACAAGUUGAUCAACCUCUCGAUAAUGUUCCCCCUACUACUGAUACUGCCUCUACAUCUACCACCAAAAUACCUGUGAAUGAAUUGGCCUUGACUAAAUUUAUAUCAUCAAUGUUAGCAAAUGAAUCUAGAAAUAACAAUUACAAUGGGCUACACAUCUCUGAAAUAUUAAGAAGAUGCAAACAACAACAUUCAUUUCAAUCCGUACAAGAGCAGAAUGUUAGAAAGAUUCUCAAAGAUUUGGAGCGUGACGCUACUGUUUUUCAAACUCUUGAUUCAAAUACCUAUGCCUCUACUGAUUCAUAACUAUUUUUCUAAUUUAUUUUCAUUUUACUUCUUAACCUUUUAUAUGUAUCAUUUAGCCUGUUGGACCCUCGGAUGCACUAUAAUAGAACUGCUAGACAAUUAAUAAUUCGACCCCCCUUUUCCAUUUUUUUCUUAUUUUA
Molecule: messenger RNA, 1210 nt
Organism: Theileria parva strain Muguga
Lineage: Eukaryota; Apicomplexa; Aconoidasida; Piroplasmida; Theileriidae
Exons: 6
Coding region: 126-1070 (314 amino acids)
Source: RefSeq, a predicted model, not a curated record